AUGAGCUUCCAUGUGUUGACUGUUAGGUUUACAGCCGACAAAAACUGUUUUGUUGCCCUGCCACCAGAUGUCAGCAAGUCUGCUUCAAAAGAUGGCGAGGUCAGUGUAUUUGAACUGACUUUUGGAGAUGAUUCCAAAGUGUUUGUGAGCUGGUCAGGGGAGAUAAUCCGAACUAACACUGGGACAGAUGGAGUAUUGCAGGUCAAUGGAUUGUAUGGGAGCAAGCUCGGACUAAAGGAUGGAGAUCAGGUGAUAGUGCGCCAUACACCUGGUGUCCAUGGAGCCACACAGGUGGCAGUGGAGCCCCUGUCAACUGACGACUGGGAGAUACUUGAGAGACAUGCAGGUUUUAUAGAGAGUCACCUGUUGGACCAGGUGAGAGUAGUGUGGAAAACUCAGAUCUUACCUGUGUGGGUGGAAAAAUCUACCUGUGUCUUCCUUAAAAUAGGUACAACUGACCCAGACAAAAACUGUGUGAUUCUCAGAAAUGAGACCGAAGUGAUUGUGUCACCGAAGGUUAGAAAUACCGGUAACUCAAACAUGACUACAAGUGGAACAUCGACCAGAUCCAGUCAAUCCCGUGAGUCUUUUAAAGGCCACUUCAAAAGGUUAUCUAGUAACAGUGGACAGAGUGAGGACAGCAAGCACAGCUCAAAAGCAGGAAGUCGUCGGGACUCCUCUGAUGGCGGGGGGCCAUCGUCAUCAUCAGAAAAUGGUUCGCCAUCUCGUUGGGGCUGGAAGGAGCUUGUACCUUGGAUAUUAGGAGUACAAAAAAUUAAUGCAAAGUUACAGAGUUUAUCUGCGAAUCUAGAACGCAAUGAUUUAGUGCAAAAACCAGAUAAAUUUCCAACUGGCAUGAACUUUGUACUGCGUGUUCAAUCACUUAAGAUCACUUAUAAUAUACUCGCUAAAAGUUUGAAGGACAGUUUUAAAGAUGAAUUAUCUGACUCGGAUGAAAAAUCUCUGUUUCUUCAACAGCCUGCUACAGUAUUUGUUAAUCAUAAAGACAUCCAUGAUCAAAUUGAUAGAGAACUUACUGAAAUCCCGACAUUUUUCUACGCAAGAUUGUCAAAACUUGUCUCCCCAAAGGAAGAACUGGAAAAGCAAGUAGUCAGUCAGAAAAAAGAAAAAGAAGAAGAACCUAUUGACAGUAAAAAUCCGCAGAAAAAGCUAAGUGGAUCAUCAAAUUCAAUGUCAUCUAGUGGUCGAUCAGAUAAAGAAAGUCGACCGGUAAGCUGUUUUGUAAGAGUUGUAGUCAUUGAUCAUAAAAAAAUGAGCUGCGAUAAAAACUAUGAACACAUGGUUGUAACACUAUUACAAGAACAGCAGUGCAUACCUGGUCAUGUGAUCAUCAAUAAUUUGUUACGACGCUUGCUGGAACUUGAUGUGACAAGGAAGGUAUGGCUGCAGACUGUGGCCCCGCCCCAGUCUUGUAAUGCCCCCUACCAGCUGUAUCCAGUAGGAUCUGUGCCAAGUCAGAUGUCAGGGUUCAUGAUUGUGAAAGCAUUUAUCAACUGGUUGAAGUAUUCCACUGACAAAAGCAUGCCUCUGGUUGUUUUUCCCGGGAUUAUGGUGAAAAUACCGCUGUUUCAUUCAGUAACCAUGGAGUUACAGGUGACUUAUACAGAGAGUGCUGAUCAACCACUACCCGAUGGUUUUCGUCUGCUGAGCACAGAGGACACAGAACGAGUGUCCAUCUCGGCCAGUACCAACUUUAAAUCCACUAUGGAUAACAAGCUUCCAUUUCGACCUAUGUUGAUCUACUCAGAUAUGUAUGGUGAUGUGGCUGACUUUGAUCCCUCAGUACCCACAAAGCUACUGAAAAAUUUAGGAGGAUUUACAGAGUAUGCUGAACAAGCUAUCAGCCACAUAGAGGUAUGUUUAGGAAGUCGGCCUUUAAGUAACAAAAUGUUCAAAAUGACUCACCCUGGAAUCAGGAAUGGAAUGCUCCUAAUAACCGGGUCUAAAGGUUGUGGAAAGAGUUCAUUAGCACGUGCCAUUUGUAGGAGGGUAGCCGAGGUGCCUAAUCUUGCCUAUCUCUCACACGUGGACUGCAAGCCUUUAAGAGGAAAAUCUCCGGACAACAUUUUGAAACACCUGACUUUUCUCUUUGAGGAGGUCAUCUGGCGUCAGCCAGCUGUCAUUUUAUUUGAUGACCUUGACCAUGUGAUGCCAGCACCAUCUGGUCCAGAGGCUGAGAUGAAUGCAGAAAGUAUUUAUGGGUCAAGAGUUGCUGAAGUGUUACGAGACUUACUGAGGAAGGAAAUCAAUAACGGCAGUCGAAUAGCUGUCAUAGCCACGAGCCAAUCACGAAACUCCUUGCAUCCCCUGCUGACGUCUUCCCGAGGGACACACUUUGUCCAGUCUGUGAUCAACAUACGCCCACUUAACAAGGAAAAGAGGAAAGAUAUUUUGAAGACAAUCAUUAGGACGCGAGUGUCUGAGGCAACGCUAGACAAGAUGGACUGGGAUUGGUUGCUUGGUAAAACGGAGGGAUUUGUUGCUAAGGACCUUGACACCCUUAUUAGUAGAGCCAUCCACGCUUAUACUCUUCAUGGUAGAAGGGACGUGUUUCAUACAGACCACUCUGAAGAGGACUUCAACCUCGAGAUGGCCGACUUCAAACAUGCCAUCGGAGGAUUUACACCUGCUUCCAUACGAAACGUUCCCCUCCACACAACAGGUGAGCUUGGAUGGGAGGAUGUGGGAGGUCUCACAGAGGUCAAGGUCACCCUAAAGGAGACACUCCUCCUGCCUAGUAAGUAUCCUGAAUUGUUUGCAUCGUGCCCUCUGAGGCUUCGGUCCGGACUUCUGUUGUAUGGAGCACCGGGGACGGGGAAAACUCUUCUAGCUGGCGUUGUGGCCAAUGAAUGUGGCCUUAACUUUAUCAGUAUUAAGGGCCCGGAACUACUCAGUAAAUACAUAGGAGCCAGUGAGCAGGCUGUGAGGGAUACAUUUAUUAGGGCCCAAAGUGCCAAGCCAUGUAUCCUGUUCUUUGACGAGUUUGACUCGAUUGCUCCUAGGCGUGGCCAUGACAACACAGGCGUGACUGACCGAGUGGUUAACCAACUUCUGACCCAAUUAGAUGGUGUUGAAGGAUUGGAAGGUGUAUAUGUACUGGCUGCGACAAGUCGUCCUGACCUCAUUGACCCAGCUCUCCUUCGGCCUGGACGUCUAGACAAAUGUCUUCAGUGCCAGCUACCCAAUAAGGAAGAAAGAUUGAAGAUAUUACAGGCUUUGACAAGGAAUAUUACUCUCAGUUCAGAUGUAAAUCUACAGUUUUUUGCCGAUGAAUGUGAACAUUUCUCUGGGGCAGAUUUGAAAGCUCUUCUUUAUAAUGCACAGCUUGAAGCCAUACAUGAAAUUACAGGCCGUUUAGUAAAAGGAGAUAGUCAAGGAUCGUCACCAAAGAAAAUGAAAAGUGACUCGGCUUUGCGGUCACAACUAGACGCUCAUCAUAAAAAGAUUGACCUUCAGAUUUCUCGUGUUGCGUUGCGGGACAGACGGCCAUCUUGGAGCUCUCUAGUGACAUAUAUACCCAAACUCGAGGAAGGUAUAGCAGACGUCAGCGAGGAAAUGGAAGAGAAGCUAAAUUUCCAGGUGGAUCAAAUCAAGGCAAGACUGAAAGUGAACAAGUCACUAGAGCGUGUCAGCACAGCAGAAACAUUGUUCUCACCUGUAGCCACCUCAAAGUCUCCCAUGGUCCAGAUCAGUCGGGCACACCUGAUGACCGCUUUGACCAAAACAAAGCCAUCUGUAUCUGAAGAAGAACGGAGUAAAUACCAAAGAAUAUACAAGAAUUUUAAGUCCUCACGUGGUGGAAACUUUGGUCCUAAGAUUCCAGACCUGGAACAAAUACAGACGUUGGCUUAAUGAAGUGGUUAGUAGGUUUGGAAAAUUGUACCUGAAUCAGUAUGAGACAUGAGAUGUACAGAGAUGAGACAGGUGAAGGGAGAGUGAUUUUGUGUAGCUAAAUGAGAGGCCUUAAUGAGGGACUUGAAAAACCAGGAGUGACAUACUUACAUCUUAAAGAUUAGGCAGAAUGGUUCAGAUGUAGGACAGAUAAUAUAGAUCUUGCUAAUUGUUCAUUUGUUUUCUGGAUGUAUUACCCCGCGAAAAGCCAGGAUAAUUUAAAGAUGAGAUCGCCUUUUGAAGCUGAUGACUCUCUGACUGAACAACAUGCAGGAGGUCCACUAGGUGCUAUUCGAAGCAAUUGAAAUAAGGUGUUGUCUUUGCCUGAGCACACAACCUUGAAAAAACAUUAGGAUGCAGAGAUUUCGUUGAACAGCCUCCAUCCUUCAUACUCCAAGGUUACAAUCGUUUUUUACUCUCUGCACCCCUGGAACAUGUCAUGGCAAAAUCGAAGGUUCCAUGUGUGACACCUGGUGGACAUGAUGAAAAGACUAGUUUAAUCCUUUGAUGUAGGUUGCAUAACACUAUAUUGUAAUCUUCAAAAGUAGUGUAUCAGUCUGUGAUUGGUUAGAUUUUUUCCUCCUUGAACCAAUCAAAUUCCUUUGCUGGUACAUUCAAUUUUGCCAUGACAUAUCCCAGGGUUAUAGAAAGUGAAAGUGAUCAUAAUCCCUGUAGGAUCGAGGAUGAACAACAAUCCACAAUGUCCUCAACAUACUUUUGUAUUUAUACAUGUCAGGAUUUACAGUGUAACAAAUAUACUCACAUUUACAAACAGUAUUUUCAUUGAUAAUCUGUUUUUAUUUGAGCUUGUUGUAAUUAUACUGGACUGUGGUACAUAAAGUCAAAUUGUUAAAUGAUCAUUGUUUUACAGUUAAUUCAAGGGGCAUAAUCUUGUACUGGAGGUCAGGGAAUGGGUUUUUAACAGGGCAGUGUUAUUUUUUUUGAACAGCAGAAAAUAAAUAGGGGUGGGCUUAUUACCAUUAAAGGUUUAUUGCUGGAUUGAUAAAUUAAGGUUAUUGCAACAAAAAUUUAAGUGAUCGAUAAAGUAAUAUUAUUGUUAAAGUAUCUGUCUCUUAAAUAACUUAUAGAAAAGCUGUAUGAUAAAUGAAGUACUGAAAGUGGUGUCAGAAGUGUGUCUUCUGUACCAACCUUUUAACGUAUGUAUCUGCUUACAGUGUCAUACAGUGAAAUUUGUAUUUUGUAUGUUGUACUUUUAUUAUAUUUUGGGAAAUGAUCACACAGUAAAGACAUUAAUCCUUAAAUUAAGGUCACAUUGUAAUUUGCAGAUUUACUUCUUCAUUAAAUUCAAGUUCUUUAUCCACUGUAAAAUUAGUUUGUUCUUCUUAGAGAGCAUGAUUUUACUCACUUGUAUUGACUGAGACUGAUGGGGGUUAUUGUUGAUGAGAGGACGCUGACUCUUCUGAAACACCUGGUCUCAAUCUAUGUAUUUUUUCAGUAGUCUCGGUAUAAAUACUUCUUUUGUUCUUAUUUUGCCAUGAUUUUCAUGAAAUUGAGUUUGGAUUGUGAUUCUGUUGACAUGUUGGUAUUUUCUUGUUGUUUUUAUUAUGCAACAAGCAAAUGCCAUUUAGUUUCAAAACGAGGACAUUUCAUCUAUAAAUAGUCAUGUCAUAUUUUUUGUUUUUGAUGAGCAAGGAAAUAUUAAUACAUAUUAUAACAUUUUAUCAGUUGAAAUUUUGAUUAUUAUAUAUGGUUUUUCUGUAAAGGAUCUUUUGAUACACGAAUGAAAAAUCUAAUGGUAUCCGUACAAUUUACUUACUAAGAUGUAACACUACAUUAGUCAUUAAAUCCGAGCAAUAAUUAACAAACUUUCCUGGAAGGCCUAGUGUUUAUUCAGUCUGUUUGCCAGUUCAAUCUUUGUAAGUAUUCCAUAGCACAAAAUAACAAAAUAUCAGACGCUAGUGUUCGGAUAGAAAAUCUGAAUAAUUUCUUGUGUGAUAUUUGUCAUCAUGAAUGAGAGGAAAAAAUGUCAUCGUGUAGAGAUGAUAAAGUCAAUUGUGCAGAAUCUUUUGUCAGUAUGAUUUUAAACAAGUUUGAAUUUUGUAUGAGAUUUAUGAAAUUUAAGAAGUUUAAGAAUUAAUGUGACUUUUUUGUGUGAUUAACUGAGAUUCUAUGGAAUGAAAACUUCUGUGUGCCAUAUGAUGAUAUUAAUAUGCAAACAAAUUAUUCUGAACUCAAGGAUGUUGUGAUGUUAAUAUUCCAGGUAAAAAGCCAUAUAUAUUCAGAAUUUAAGUUUCAGAAUUAGGGAGUGAAUGGUUCUUAUUUUCUGGAGUAAUAACAGUAUAAACAGACAUGAUUAAAAUAAAAAUUGCUUGCCCAAAUGUUGAUUUUUCUGUACUUUUACAGCAGGGAGUCAUAUCCAACCAGGGGAUACUUUUUAAAAAUAUCAGUUUGGACUUUCCCAUAGUUUUUAGUUGCCAAUUUAACAAAUUGAAUGUAGUGAGAUUAUAUGAAGAAGUUGUGAAAUAAUUUGGUCAUAGGAUAGAGAUAUCCUUUAACGUCCAUGUUUAUAUGACCUUAAAAACAUAUUUUGAUCUUCAGUAAAACUGGCAUUAAAUUAUCUUUCAAUUGCCCUGAACCACCAACCCAAUUAUGUAAGGAUAUGUGUUGAUUCUCUGGGGCUUGUUAAAUAUGGUAUUUCUUUCAACUGAGUAAGUUAUUUUUCAAAUGUUACAAAAGAAAAAGAGCUUUGGAGAGAGUUUUUGUAACUUUUAUAACAAGAGUGACAGAAAUGACAUAGAUAACAACCAGAAGCUUGUGUGACUUUUUUCUACCACGUUAAAAAAAACUAUUCCGAAGCUGAAUUGACUUCCGAAGUUGAAAUGACCAGUUCUGUAUCCAUGUGUACGUCAUCAGUCGGGGUGUAAUGAUGUGUCUUUCGGAGAAACACUGCUAAUUAUUAUUUCAGAAAUACUGGGAAAUAUUUUAACUAAUUACAAAUUAUCACUUGAAAUAAAUUAGUUUUUAUAUUCUAAGGAAAAAAUGAUCCAAAUAAAAGUCAAAGUAUCACAAAUUCAUCCAUGAACUUAUUGUACAUUAUAAUUUCUGUUAGUGGGUGAAGCACACUCUCAAUGAAAAUUUACCCUGUCUUGUCAAUCAAAACAUGUUAGAUUAUUACACUACAUUAGAAGGUGUAUGGUUAAUGCUUCAAGGGUUGAAUAAUACCCUGCUAUUGUAGUAGAAAUCUGGUAAACUGGACAAACAGAAUCCUCUCUAUUUCAUAUUACUUCGUAAAUCAUUUGUUUAUUGAAGUCAGUGAUCAGUACUCUAUCCUAGAAAGCUAUCACUGGAGUUAAUCUUACAUUUGUUUUUAUCCUUUUGUCAUUGGGGCAAUGAUAAGGGUGGGUGAAUACUUGAUACUAACGUGACAAUGUGUUUUAAGGCAGAAUACUUUAAAAUGAUUUUGUUUAGUUGAAAUUUCCUGGUUUUACAAAAGUUUGGCUUUGUCUUUGGCACCUGAUUUUAAUGAGAAGUUUUGUUCUCAAAAUCCACGCGUUCUAUUAUCCAUGAUAAUUUCCUGGACAUAGAAGUUUAAGGAUUUAGAGUCAGCACAAAUUCAAUGAAAAUAAAAUCAUCAUGAAGAUUAAUGUUUUUAUAGUCAGCAAUGUUCAAAUAUUUCUUAUCUAAGACAGUGUAUGUUUAUGUAUACAAUAUCCACUAAGUCUUACUACAGGGUAAACAAAACAUUACAUUAUUCUUCUCUAUAUAUAUUACUUGUUAUUUUUUUUAAUAUUUUUUCAUAACUGAAAAAUAUUUCAUUCCUUUCCAUAGUUUUGCGUACAAAGCCAUUAUCAAAUACAGUGUUUUUCAAACAUUGAUAUUUCCCCAACAAUCCAUUUUGUCAUUAUAUUUUUUUAAAUGACAGUUAUCCCCAAAUGUUGUUUGACUUCAUAAAUUCAAUUUACACUGAAAAAUUGUGUUAAGGUGUGAAUGUCGUAGGCUUCAUAACAAAAUAAAAACUCUUCAGAUGUAAAAACAAAAAAAAAUAAAUUGCAACCAUAUAGUUGGUGUCUGAGUUUUGACUAGUUCAAUGAAGUAAACAACCUCUUAACAGGUUUUCAACAGAGAAAAAUCUUCUCGUCUUUUGUUCAUCUUUACUUCCAUUACUCCACUGCCUGUGUCAAGGGGCUAUCUUCUGUUUCAUUUCAGUUAAAGUUACGAGAUUCAUUCAAGUCCUUCUCAAAAUUAGUUAUGGCAACCUAUGUUUCGACCUUGACCUCAAAGGCACAUACUUCUGAAAUUAGGUAACUGUAAUUGAUGUUUUGAUUCAGAUGUCAUUGCCUGUGUCACAAAAAUUUGGUUAUUUUAAUCUUUGCUGUGACCUUGACCUUUUGUUCCAAGAUUUAGGUAUUGUAACCUCUGUGUCUUGACCUUGACAUUUUGGUCCAGUGACACCAAAAUUUUAUUUUUGAGACAUGUGUUUCAACCUAGAAAUUCAGGCUUAGUGCUAUCAUUAUUUGGUAACUGUGACCAGUCCUCAUCACUAUGAUGACGAGAGAUUUUGACAGUUGUGGUUUCACACUGCAGAGGUUUUCUGUGAUUUUCUUAAUUUAUCAUGUAUCUUUGUUUAUGUGUAAUUUUUGUUAAUUAUCAUACUCAAGCACCUUCAUCGAUUUUUAAUUAAAAGUUAAUUUUUCUCAGUGUUAACAUUCAUGGUGGAAAUGUUUUGUCUAGUAAGCUGCUUGGAGUUUUUAAAUAAAGUGGCAAACUUUACUACACAGUGGUAUACAUUUAAUCCGGCAUUUAGUAAUACUGAUGUUUCUGUCUGGCUGCUUGUGUUUGAUAUGAGAACACUUGUUUCAGAUGUAAAUGUGUUAUGUUAAUUUUUUUGUACACUUUCUACUUCAAUGAUGUUGUGUAUGUAAUGAAAUUGUUCUCAUUUUGUGAAUGUAAUGUAUAUAUACCCUUACAUCUAAUUGACUAUAUAUUAUUGUUGUGAAUAUCCUUUUUUUCAAUUUUUGUAUGAUUUUAUAAGUUUAUAUUACUGAAUUUUUGUUUGUAUGGGUUUAUAAUUCUAUAAUUUCCUUUUUUUUGUACUGCUCCGUGACGGUGUCUGUGUAACGUUUUUUUUGUACUGCUCCGUGACGGUGUCUGUGUAACGGUUUUUUUGUACUGCUCCGUGACGGUGUCUGUGUAACGUUUUUUUUGUACUGCUCCGUGACGGUGUCUGUGUAACGGUUUUUUUGUACUGCUCCGUGACGGUGUCUGUGUAACGUUUUUUUUUGUACUGCUCAGUGACGGUGUCUGUGUAACGUUUUUUUUGUACUGCUCAGUGACGGUGUCUGUGUAACGUUUUUUUUGUACUGCUCCGUGACGGUGUCUGUGUAACGUUUUUUUUGUGCUGCUCAGUGACGGUGUCUGUGUAACAGACACUCUUUAUUUGGUAUGGUUUCACGAUUCUGUACUAUUUGAUUUUGCUGAUAAUUGACUGUGAUACUAUUGAUUGCUUAAGUGACGAUAAAUGAAGUGAAUAAUAAAAACAAAAUCAAAGUUU
Ylistrum balloti is the source of this 9424-nucleotide messenger RNA. RefSeq names its product peroxisomal ATPase PEX1-like. The transcript is spliced from 20 exons. Gene Ontology annotation, molecular function: ATP hydrolysis activity; ATP binding. Gene Ontology annotation, biological process: protein import into peroxisome matrix. The coding region runs from base 1 to 3873 and encodes 1290 amino acids. The record is from RefSeq and is a predicted model, not a curated record. NCBI's taxonomy places the organism in Eukaryota, Metazoa, Mollusca, Bivalvia, Pectinida, Pectinidae. Gene Ontology annotation, cellular component: peroxisome; peroxisomal membrane; cytosol.